This is a messenger RNA of Prorocentrum cordatum, 843 nucleotides long. Lineage: Eukaryota; Dinophyceae; Prorocentrales; Prorocentraceae. The record is from the annotation of a GenBank genome assembly.
AUGGCCGAACCGACGCUGGAGCCCUACGGGGGCAAGUUCAUCAUGAAGCACGCGCUGGUACCCGCGACGGCCGCAGAGAUGGGCAUGAAGGAGUCCAAGGGCUUCGGCACUACGGGCAUGAUGGCCUUCAUGCUGGAGUUCGACACCUUCGAGAAGGCCAUGGGCUGGUUCACGGGCCCCGAGUAUGCCGCGGUGCUUGCAAAGCGCGACGAGGUCGCCGACUUCAAGAUGGCCGUUGUCGAAGCGAUGGGAGGCUCCAAGGCGGCGGCUGAGGAUCCAAGGCCCGCGGAGGCGGCCCCUUCGGCGCCCGAGGUGGCGCCCGUGGCGCAGGAGGUGGUGAAGUGCAGCAUGCGGGGCAGGCGCAAAGCGCCGGAGCAGAAGGCCGGCCGGCGGCCUCAGGCGAGGCGCGUGGUGGACUUCGGCGACCACGACGCCGGGAAGUGGGUGCUGACCAGCACCGAGUACGACGGCUCCUACGGCAUCAUCGGCGGGACACCCGUCGUCCACGAGAAGACGGGCCAGAUCCAGGAGGGUCUGGACCUGCUCAAGCAGGAGCCGCACAGGUAUCUCUCGCUGUGGUACCAGACGGACAUGACAUCGUGGCCCACGGAUCAGCAGCAGUUUUCGCUGUGUGAGCGAAGGAAGCAGAGGAUUGUCGUUACGGAGUCGAAAGGGGCGCCGUUCACUUACGUCGAGAGCAAGUACCACGCCCUGCCUGAUUGCCAGGUGGAGCACGGCCAGUUUACGGACAGCAUGUCCUACGCGGGCGCCCCGUGCACGGAGGGCAAGCAGCCCGGCACGGGGGCAGGGUUGCGCAGACGUGCCGGGCCUGAGCGUCAUUAA